This is a messenger RNA of Cetraspora pellucida, 456 nucleotides long. The record is from the annotation of a GenBank genome assembly. Lineage: Eukaryota; Fungi; Glomeromycota; Glomeromycetes; Diversisporales; Gigasporaceae.
AUGUGUGAUAAUAUCAAUAAAGAUGAUAAUAUUGAUCAACAAAUAAUAUAUAGUCAAAAUCACGAAUUAUUUUUUGAUGAAAUAAAUAGAAAAUUAACAAGUCCAAUUAAAAAAGAAACCGAAUUUACUGAACAACAAAUAAAAAAAGUUCUUGAUGAUUAUGAAGAUAUAGAAUAUAAACAUGAAUACUUGAAAGAAAAAAUAGAUGUAUUACCUGAUUAUGGGUUUAAACGAUUGAUAUUAUUCUAUUAUUAUUAUAUCAAAAAUGAUACAUCUAAUGAAUUUAGAUUUUGGGCUUAUCAUAUUAGUGAAAUGUAUAGAAGUGAAGCAUAUAUUAGAACAUUCUUUAAUAUUAAUUAUACUAUUUUAAAUGAAUUUAUUAAUUUAGAAGAUCUUUCUUUACUUUUAUUAAUGACUAAAAUUGGAUUUGAUUAUAAUUUAUUUAAAGAUGAUUAA